UAAACUUUCAGUAUAACAUUUUGUUUCAUUUUUACCGUAUGCAAUUUUUAUGAAUUUAGUUAAAAUUAUUUGUUGGUUUAAUUCUUAAGAAAUCUUAUAAAAUGAAUUUUUUUUCAAUAAUUUGGUGUUUAAUUGGAGGUGCAUCUGCUUGGAACUUGGCCACAUUCGAUGAUAGUGGUCUUCAAUUUGCCACCAACAACAACGACUAUGAGAUUGUGCACGUUUCUUUGUUCUAUGUUCGAUCAUUUUUGACCAUUCGAAAUCUUUCAAACUCGUCAAAUCAUCAUAUAACAUUAAUUGAAUCAACUUGGCCGGAAAAUUUGCUUCCAAUUCAAUCUCGAAUUUUUCCAAAUGAGUUAUCUCAUGCAAAACAUAAAUCGGAUUGCAAUGGAAUUGUGAAGACAAUCCAAACAGCUGUCGAUCGAACAGAUGGGCAUUUGUGGCUACUUGAUAACGGAUCCCAGUACUGUACACCAAAAUUAAUUGUAUUUGAUUUAUUGAGAUCAAAUAUUGAGAUACAUCGUUAUUUGUUUACCGAUCUUAAAAAUGAUGCUCUGAAAUCAAUUCAGCUGUAUAUAAAAGAUGAUAUGGAUGCAAACAAUAAUGCCAUUGUCAAAAGAAGUUCAACUGCAACAACAUAUGCUUUAAUUUUGAUUCACCAAUCAAAGUUUCUCAUUCAAUAUUCUCUCUCGGACAACCGUCCAAAGAAAUUAUUUUUGAUCAUUCCAUUACAAAGUGGAGCAUAUGAUAUACUAAUUGCUGCAGAAAUAACUAUAAAAAAUAAUGAUGAGUUAGUAGUAAAGGACUACAACAAUAAUUUGUGGAUUGCAAAAUUGAACGAAAUAAAGUACAGCAGUAUUCAAUCGAAGAAUAUUGAUCUAUUUGUUGAAGUUAAAUUUCUGGGACCGUUACUAGGAUCCGCCAAUGCUCUAGCCAUACCGCAAAUGGUUGAUGACAUUGAUCAAUACAUGUAUUAUUAUUUACCACGUGAUGGAGCUGUUGUUAGGUGGAAUUUUCGGUUUCCAGGCGAGAUUCGAGCCGAAGGACACGAGGUUUUGUACUUAACGAAAUCAUCUAUAGUUCAAAUUGUUUUUGGCGCAAAAGCAUCAUCUGUUUGGAUCGUUCAUGCUCAUGCGGAUGAAAUUGGAGAUCAUUGUCGUCGCAUUCUAAAUUUUCGAACAUUGAAUGGAUCUCGACGUCUUUUUUCAUAAAAAUUCUAUUUUUAUUUGUUAUGUUAAUUUUCGACAGUUUUACUAAAUAUGAUGUUUCUCGAAAA
Molecule: messenger RNA, 1276 nt
Organism: Contarinia nasturtii (swede midge)
Lineage: Eukaryota; Metazoa; Arthropoda; Insecta; Diptera; Cecidomyiidae
Exons: 5
Coding region: 102-1211 (369 amino acids)
Source: RefSeq, a predicted model, not a curated record